UGAUAAAGUAUUAAAUUAAUGGUAUUAUUCAUUGUGGUAACACUUUGGAAACUCUCAAAAAGUUGGUCUGAUGGAGAAAUGUUGGCAGCUCGUCCACACGUCCACAGCUGAUUCCACUGAAGGCUGAUGUAGGAUAUUCAGAGUCCCUGAUUGGUCAAAGUUUGACCUGAUUUAGCUGUUGAAGUGUGGUCAUUGGGUUGACCUUGGAGAGCAAAAACACUUGUAAAGACGUUUUUAGGAUGACGUUCCAGGCCGCCCGCUGCUGUACCCUCUUCCUCCUCCUCCUCCUGUCCUGGGCCUGUGGUCAGACCUCAAACACAGACGGGGACAGGCCGUCCUGCCAACGCUGCGAUCUUCAGCUCUCCUGUAACUGCUCCCACAGUGGAUUCAGACACGUUCCCACGGUAACGGACCGAGCUCUGAGACUGGACCUGUCCUUCAACAACAUCACCACCAUCACUGAGGAUGACCUGACGGAUCACUCACGCCUGAUAGCGCUGGAUCUCCACGGGAACAGCCUGGCCUCCAUCCAUCCAUCAGCGUUCGGCUCCCUGUGGAGCCUGGAGGAGCUGGAUCUGUCGGACAACCAGCUGACGGUCCUCAACCACCGAUGGUUCAGCGAGCUGGGAGCUCUGCAGCAGCUCAACCUGCUCAACAACCCGUACAGGCGUCUGGGUUCUCCUCUGUUUGAUGGACUCGUCAGACUGAGGGUCCUGGAGUUUGGAGGUCCGGUUCUGGAGGAACUGAAGACGGCGGACCUGAGAGGGGUCACUCAGCUGGACCGACUCACUGUGCGUGCCAACAACCUGAUCAGCUAUGAGCCCGGUGCGUUAUCCUUCAUCUGGCCUCUGGGUCAGGUGACCUUAAGCCUUCGUGGACCACUACUAACCAACACGGCUUUGGCCUCGGCUGUGCUGGGGGACGUGUCCUACCCUGAAACUCCUCUCACUCUGGAGGACUUUCAUCUGAUUGGGAGCCAGUCGGCUCAGGCUUUCAGAAGCUCUGCACAGAAAAGGAUCAGACAGCUGACCUUCCGGAACUUUUCCACGUCCGAUGAAUCUAUCGUUGACAUGCUGGAGGUCAUCGAUGGAGUCCCGGUGACGAACCUUAUUCUGGAAGAUUUGACUCUGACAGGUGAAGGCAGGUGGGAAAACGCCAGCUGGACGGAUCACAGGAGCAUCGACGAGUUCCUACUCCGGAACGUCGUCAUCCUGGACGUCUUCCUGUUCACCUCUUUUAUUCAGCUAAAGUUUUUACUCACCUACCCCAGGAAGGUGUCUGUCAUAAAUUCCCAGGUGUACGUCAUGCCCUGUCUGACGUCCCAGCUGCUCGUGAACCUGCAGUACCUCGAUCUGUCCGACAACCUUCUGAGUGACAUGACUCUCACUGAAAGCCUGUGUGACCAAAAACCGACGCUGAUGGAGCUCCGAGUCUUGAACGUCAGUGGAAACCCUCUGAAGUCUCUGUCCACCAUCAGUCGACAGGUGACCAAACUCACCAAACUGACUCAUCUGGACAUCAGCAGAAGUGGCUUCAGCGCCAUGCCCUCCCACUGCUCGUGGCCCUUCACCCUCAGGUACCUCAACAUCUCCAGAGCGAAGCUGAGCAAAGUAACAGACUGCCUACCCACAACCCUGGAGGUUUUGGAUCUAAGCAACAACAACCUGAAGGACUUCAGAGUGAUCUUACCUUCGCUAAGAGAGCUCCAUCUUUCUGGUAACAAGUUCCUGAGGUUUCCUGAUGGACGACUCUUUCAAAAUCUGCAAAUGCUGGAAAUACAGUCCAACACCCUGAACUUGUUUGGUGGUUCGGACCUGCAGUUUUACAAACGACUGGAGAACCUCCAGGCGGGUCAGAACAAGUUCGUCUGCUCCUGUGACUUCGUCGGCUUCCUCCAGUUGCUCCUCAAAGGAGGCGGAGACGUUGUAUUGACGGAUAAAGAGGACAGCUACCGCUGUGACUCCCCUCUCUACCUGCAGGGGGAGUCUGUGAGCAGAGUCCACCUCUCCAUCAUUGUGUGUCACCAGGUGUUGUUUGUGUCCGUGAGUUGUGGCGUGGCGCUGCUCCUCGCCAGUCUGGUGUGCGUCCUGCUGUGGCGGCUUCACGUCUUCUGGUACCUGAAGAUGAUCUGGGCGUGGCUCAAGGCCAAGCGCAGCUCCCAGCAGCGACAGAGACGCAGAAAUGACGAAGGAUCGGAAGCUCUGAUCUCCUUUGACGCCUUCGUUUCCUACAGCGAGCGAGAUGCCAGCUGGGUGGAGAACUUCUUGGUACCGGAGUUGGAGGGGACGAAUGAUUCCAGUUCCCAGCAGCCUCUAACCCUUUGCCUUCACAAGCGGGACUUUCUACCUGGAAAGUGGAUCAUGGACAACAUCAUGAACUCCAUCGAGCGCAGUCGGCGGACCGUCUUCGUCCUGUCUGAAAACUUUGUCCAGUCCGACUGGUGCCGAUAUGAACUGGACUUCUCCCACUUCUGGCUGUUUGACGCCAGAGGAGACGCUGCCAUCCUGAUCUUGCUCGAGCCGCUGUCCAAAGACGACAUUCCCAAACGCUUCUACAAACUCCGCAGGCUCAUGAGCUCCAACACAUACCUGAAGUGGCCCGAGGAGGAGGAGAGAAGGGAGGAGUUCUGGAGGAGUCUUCGCUGUGCUUUGAGUGGAGACGAGUGAAAAAGCACCAUUGAUCUACGGUUUAACAUUUGAAGACCUUGUUGGCUCCUCGUGGAUUUGUCCUGGGACCCUGUCUCUUUUUAUGAAUGUGGAAUUUGAGUCAUUUUUUAAAUAAAAUUAAAAACUGAUGAUGCAGAAAUGUGUCUCUCCAAAACAAUCUGC
Messenger RNA from Oryzias melastigma (Indian medaka), 2828 nucleotides. Its product is annotated as toll-like receptor 2. Gene Ontology annotation, molecular function: protein binding; triacyl lipopeptide binding; transmembrane signaling receptor activity. Gene Ontology annotation, cellular component: membrane. The record is from RefSeq and is a predicted model, not a curated record. Gene Ontology annotation, biological process: immune response; toll-like receptor signaling pathway; inflammatory response. The transcript is spliced from 12 exons. The coding region runs from base 240 to 2666 and encodes 808 amino acids. Lineage: Eukaryota; Metazoa; Chordata; Actinopteri; Beloniformes; Adrianichthyidae.